Molecule: messenger RNA, 6036 nt
Organism: Penicillium olsonii
Lineage: Eukaryota; Fungi; Ascomycota; Eurotiomycetes; Eurotiales; Aspergillaceae
Source: the annotation of a GenBank genome assembly
AUGGAUGCCCUUCCGACACUUAACUUUCAACUCCCUUUCACUGUAUUCCUUGUGUAUAGUAUUGCUCUGCGCGACAUGCCUCUGUGGCGCAAGCUGGCCAUCGUCGCCGCGGUUGACGGUCUAGUCCUUCAUGCGGGCGGCAACGGACCGCGCAAUAAUGGCAGCAACAAUGACGCCUCCUCCAUUCGCAUUGACUACAAGACGAACAAAAUCACCGCUCUGCCCGCAUCUGCCUCGGAAUCCCUCGGAAGAGACGCCCUAGAAGCCUACGGUCUCGUGGGUCUUCUAUCUGUCGCUUCAUACUCAUUCCUGGUCUCCAUCACCCAGCGACAGGAGGUAGCGAACAUCCAAGGCCGUCCAAUUUACGCAGUGACAAAGGUCGCAAUCAUUCCCGUCUCAUCGCAAGAAGAUGCCGGCCGCGCAAUCUCCCAGGCCAGGAAGGACACUUCCCAGGAAGAUGUGAAUAUGGACCCAUCUUCCGACGAGGAUGACGUCCCCGAUAAUGAAACAGACAGAGCGGAAGCCGAGGCAGAGAUCGCGAGCGUGCCCGCAUCCCCCACACGCACGACCCAACAUGUUCGUGGAAUCAGCGUCGGCAGUAUAGCAGAAGAUGUGAUUGGAAAAAGAGUCCGCUUCGGCCGAUUCGCAGCCAACUGGCUGUCGCGCAAAAACCUGGGCUUGCCCCAACCAGGGGCUCUGGGACAGGACAUGCCAGAGUCCCCGGUUGAGGAAGCUCCCAUCUCGUCGGAUGAAGAUACUGACAUGAAGGAUGAGGCUGCCAAAGAAACUCCAGCCAGCCAGGCGAAGACUCAAGGCGAAGAACAGCCCAAGUCUGCCCAGGCUGCGGAUCUGCUGCCGAAGCUUCUCCGCUACACAAAGCUACUAUUUGCAUCGCAUAAUUUCUUCUUUGCAUAUGAUUAUGAUCUUACGCGUUCUUUAAAUACCCAGGAAGCUCGUAAAGAUCAGCUUCCACUCCACAAAGUCGUGGAUCCAUCAUAUUUCUGGAACAGACAUUUGAUGCAUACUUUCAUUGAUGACGGUGCACAUGGAUUUGUUCUCCCUUUAAUUCAGGGCUUUGUGGGCCAACGUGAAUUCACGAUCGCUAGCGCUACCCCGAAGCCAUCUGGGAAAUCUCCAGAGGAACUCGCCCGAGGUCGGGUCCUCGGCGAAAUAAACGAGGUCGAAAAUGCCUCGACCGACCCCGGCAAACAUAACUAUCUUCUGACCCUCAUUUCUCGACGUUCUGUCCACCGGCCUGGUCUUCGUUACUUGCGCCGUGGUGUUGACGAUGAAGGCAAUACGGCCAACACCGUUGAGACUGAACAGAUUCUCUCUGUGCCAGACUGGAGUCCCUCUCACGCUGCCUAUUCAUACCUGCAGGUCAGGGGGUCUAUUCCUCUGUACUUCUCGCAGUCACCAUACGCGUUGAAGCCAAUUCCUGUGCUUCAUCACGCUGCAGAUACGAAUCUUCUUGCUUUUAGCAGACACUUCCGAGACAUGAGUCGUCGGUAUGGGAAGAUUCAAGCCGUAUCUCUCAUUGAUAAAUUGGCCGGGGAGCUGAAGCUGGGGGAGCAAUAUGAAAGAUAUACCGAGUCGUUCAACGAAGCUGGUGGUAUUGAUGGCACACCACUGCAGCUGGAAUGGUUCGAAUUCCACCGCGAAUGCCGAGGAAUGAAAUUCGAAAACGUUUCUCGCCUCGUCGACCGCCUGAAAGAUACACUAAAUGAGUUCUGCUACACCAUUGUUGCAAACAACGAGGUUUUACAGACACAGAAGGGCAUUAUUAGAACCAACUGCAUGGACUGUCUUGACCGCACUGGCGUUGCACAGUGUGCUUUCGGGCAAUGGGCUCUUGAACGUCAGCUCGAGAACGAGGGCAUAGAUAUCGACCUUGGCGGUGAUUCUUCCACACAAUGGUUCAACACUCUCUGGGCCGACAACGGAGAUGCUAUCUCCAAACAAUACUCAUCCACUGCUGCUUUGAAGGGCGAUUAUACUCGUACUCGCAAACGUGACUACAGAGGUGCCCUGAACGACCUGGGUCUUACCCUCUCCCGAUAUUACAACAACAUAGUCAACGACUUCUUCUCCCAGGCUUGUAUCGACUAUCUCGUGGGCAAUGUGUCGACUCAGGUCUUCGACGAAUUUGCCAUCCAGCUUCAGACGACUGAUCCUGGCAUCUCGGUCCAGAAACUCCGCCAGAAUGCCAUCGACACAAGCUGCAAGAUUGUCAUCAGCAGCCCCUCUGAAGAAUUCCUCGGUGGCUGGACAAUGCUCACACCCCGCCAGCCAAACACACUUCGUACAUUGCCUUUCGAGGAAUCCGUCCUCCUCCUCACAGAUGCAGCGGUGUAUAGUUGUCGAUUUGACUGGGAGACAGACAAGGUUCUUUCAUUCGAACGUAUUGAUCUUCGCUCUGUCUCUCGCAUCCACUACGGCACAUAUGUCACUUCCAUUCUCACAGACAGCCAAGCCAACGAGGCAAGCAAUGUCGGUCUCGUCCUCGUGUAUCGCGAUGGCGACAUCAACACUUUACGUGUGAAUACGCGCUCACUCCAAAGUGAUGUCGAUCUAAGCACACUGGAGACCACAGCCAGCGCAAACAGUGAAUGGGAUCUUGUUUCCUGGCUGCGUGGAAGCAAGCCAUCCACGACCCGUUUCAUGGCCUUCAAGGGUCUUCCAUUGUCCAAUUCCACAGCCAGUCCGAAGUUAGGUCCCACCGGUGGGAACUUCAGGGAAAUGGAUCGCGUACGCUCUAUCUGCUUGGAUAUCGAGCGCGCUAUGCUGGCAGGCCAUGGUCGUGGUGGCGAUGCUCCGUCUCUGGUUGAGCAGUCCGAUAUUAUUUCUUUGGCCGAUGCUAAGAAGCGGACUGGAUGGUUGGAGUAUCUAGUUUAUGACAUCAAGAAGAUGGCUUACAUGACCAUCUGCCACUGUUACUUCGCCACAUCCUACCUUCACUCUCGCCUUCAAGUGCCUACACCCCUCAGUGCUCUGGUGAUCUCCGCCGGUUGUCUCUUUACGACCUCCCUGCCCUAUUUCCUUCUCUCCCAAUUCUCCGCGCUCGCUUUUGCGGAACCUCUCAAGUGGUCCGGCAAUUUUGGUGGACACUCUGAUCACCGAUCUGGGGAAACCAAAGGGGUCCCGUUCCCACAAUCUCGGCGGGGCUUUUGUGCCACUUGCACUUUCGACUUUCACUGUCGCAGAUCCUCACAGCGCGAUAAGAUGGAUUGGCAGCCCGAAGAGGAGGCAUUGAGCAAUCUAGCUCGCUUCCUACGCGACUCGCUCGCCGGUGGAAACAAUCCCGCCCGAGCUAAAGCUGAGCAGAUGCUCGCACAGGCGACUUCCUCGCCCGACUACAUCAAUUACAUUACAUACAUCUUCUCCCACCCCCAAUCACCUCCUUCGGCAGGCAUUCACGUCAAUGAAUACCCUACCGUCAGAUUUGCCGCUGGCACAAAUGUCAAGACCAAGAUCUCACUGGCCUAUAGCAUGAUCACCCCGCAGAGCCUGGCCUACGUGAAGACCGCAGCUCUGCACACCUUGCGCGACGUCGACCGUAACGUUUCAAGAACCGCAGGAAGCAUCAUCACCGAACUGGUCACCCGCGGAGGCUUGCUCGCAUGGCCGGAAAUCGUGAAUGAGCUCCUGUGUCUCGUCGGCAAUGCCGCUGGUAACGUCCCCAUGCCGGUUCGAGAAUCUGCAAUGGAUGCUCUUCUGAAGGUCUGCGAGGAUAACCGUCGGGUUCUGGACAGAGAUUACUCGGGACAGCGUCCUCUUGAUACCAUCAUCCCCAGUCUCCUACAGUUCGCUUCGAUCGAGAGCUCCAAAAUCCGGUCCGCUGCUCUUACCACCAUCCUCAUUUUCCUGCCCUACGGACCCCAGGCCCUGAUGUCAUCGCUUGACCAGUUCCUUUCAACAUUAUUUAGUCUUUCCAGCGAUGCAAACCCCGUUGUCCGCCAGAUGGUGUGUCAAUCAUUCUCCCAGCUCGUGGAGUUCGCGCCAGAGAAGUUGGCGCCCCACAUGGAAGGGUUGGUAAACUAUAUCAUCAUGCAGCAGCAAUCUCAGGACGACCCAGAGCUUGCGCUAGACGCAGCCGAAUUCUGGAUCGGAGCGGGAGAACAAGUUCGCCUGAAGGACGACUUGGCGCCGUUUAUGCCUAAGAUCAUCCCGGUCCUCCUUCAAAACAUGAUCUACGACGAGGAGGAAGUUGCUCGAUUGAUGGAAGAGCAGGAUGAUGCCGAAACUGAAGAUCGCGCCGAGGAUCUUCGUCCCCAAUUCGCCAAGUCCAAGGGUGAUCGUCUGAACACCUCGCGCCCCGGAGACCAAGCAAAUGCCCCGCAAGAGCAACAGACAGAGGAUGACUCAGAUCUCAGUGAUGGCGAGAUUGAAGACUCAGAAUUCGGAGAUGACCCUUCAGGCAACUGGACCUUGCGAAAGUGCUCCGCUGCCGCACUUGACGUUUUCUCCAAUGUGUACCACCGCCCUGUCUUCGAGAUCCUUCUGCCGUAUCUCAUGGAAACCUUGCGUCAUGAUCAGUGGCCUAACCGCGAGGCCGCCGUUCUCACCCUCGGUGCCGUGGCCGAUGGCUGCAUGGAUGCAGUCACUCCUCACCUUCCCCAACUUGUACCUUAUCUGAUCUCCCUUCUCAGCGACGCACAGCCCGUCGUCCGUCAAAUCACAUGUUGGUGUCUGGCCCGCUACUCCGGCUGGGCUGCGCACCUCCGCGAUCCGGCUCAAAAAGCGCAAUUCUUCGAGCCCAUGAUGGAGGGCAUCCUUCACCGCAUGCUUGAUAACAACAAGAAGGUCCAAGAAGCCGCCGCUUCGGCUUUCGCCAGCUUGGAGGAGAAGGCUGAUGAAAAUCUGGUGCCCUACUGCGAGCCGAUUUUGCGCCAGUUCGUUGCGUGCUUCGGAAAGUACAAGGACCGCAACAUGUACAUCCUGUAUGAUUGUGUGCAAACACUCGCCGAGUGUGUGAUGAGCGAGUUGGCCAAGCCUCAGCUGGUUGAGAUUUUGAUGCCUGCUCUCAUCGGUCGUUACAAUUCCGUCACCGAUGAUUCCCGAGAGCUCUUCCCCUUGCUAGAGUGCCUUGGAUACGUAGCUGCUGCCUACGGUGAUGUCUUUGCUCAGUUCGCCCCUCACCUCUUCUCUCGCUGCCGGACUAUCAUCUACGAUAACUUGAGGGCCUCCGUGCAAUCAGCUAGCAACGAUGCCUUCGACGAGCCUGAUAAGGAUUUCCUCGUCACCAGCAUUGAUCUCCUGAGUGCGAUCAUCCAGGCCAUCGACCCGGAGAAGAGCAGCGAGCUUGUUGCCACCUCAAAACCGCCUUUCUUCGAACUCCUCUGCUACUGCAUGGAGGACGUCAACUACGAAGUUCGCCAGUCUACCUAUGCACUGCUUGGCGAUUGCGCGAUCAGCAUCUUCCCACAGCUCAAGCCUUUCAUUCCCAGCAUUGUCCCCAUCCUGAUCAAGCAGCUCGACCUGGACUUGAUCCGCGACGACGAUCGCCACACCGGAUUCAGCGUUCUGAACAACGCCUGCUGGUCGUUGGGUGAAAUCGCCGUCCAUGAAAACUCCGAGUUGAACUCCUACGUGGAGCAGCUAUACCAAGGCCUGAUCACCAUCAUCACCAACGAGGAGAUCAUCGACUCGGUGAACGAGAACGCCGCCAUUGCCCUGGGCCGUCUUGGAUUCUGCUGCGCGGAGCAGAUUGCCUCCCACCUCGGCGAGUUCUCUGGUGCAUUCCUCAAGUCCAUGGACAAGGUUGACUUCACACGAGAGAAGGCUUCCGCCUUCCUGGGCUUCAACCAAAUCGUCAUGAAGAACCCCCAGGCCAUGGAAUCGAGCUUGCUCGACUACUUCACCGCCAUUGCCUCCUUCCCUGCUCGCUCCCUGGCCCAAGAAGAGUACCGAGACAUCCAGGUCUCGUUCCAACAGGUCCUCCAGGGAUACAAGGCCCUGAUUCCCAACUUCGGGGACUUCCUCGGCCAGCUGCCUCCAGCUGUGGCGCAGACUCUGCGCACGGUCUACCAGAUCUAA